Molecule: messenger RNA, 1486 nt
Organism: Xylaria bambusicola
Lineage: Eukaryota; Fungi; Ascomycota; Sordariomycetes; Xylariales; Xylariaceae
Exons: 4
Coding region: 181-1194 (337 amino acids)
Source: RefSeq, a predicted model, not a curated record
UAGGAUGAAUAGCGUCCAGGAAGCUUUAGGUAAUCUCGCGUGUAGUAGAAGUCUCACCGCGUAUGUUUAUGAAAUAGAUGGUAGAGGGUGGUGUUCCCACGUCAUAUCCGCAUGGACGUAGCAAUAUCCCGUACUCAACAGACAUCCAUCCAACCUAAGUAGUUGCACGCGACGUUGAUCAUGUCCAGACUCCCCAUCAAGGUUCAAGUUGGCAUUCGUGACUCUUGGGACAACCAAGAUGCACCCGUACAGAAAGCCAUUAGGAAUCUAAAGGUGGUGGUCGGCGUAAGGGUCUCCGUUGACCCAGAGUGGCCUCUUCUCGUCUCAGAUCUGGGCUCUUUCUAUCCCGAUAAGACGAUUCUGGUGGUGUCAGUAGCCGCCGCUGUAGAAGCAUGUUGCACGGCUCUAACCACGCUUGCCGACAAUGAGGCCAACGAGCAGUGGGCAGACAAAUUCUUAGAGCGCGCAGAUGGGCAUGUUCGUGUCUUUCUCGAGACGUCCAAAAGCCGAGAAAUAAAUAUCGUCUGGUCUGAUCGACAAAAGGGCCUCGUGGUAUCUUUUCCUAAAGGCGCGAUUCCGUCACCGUCUUAUAUGCUCUCGUUCUUUACGGGAUGCCUGCGCAAGGUGUUCGAAGAGAAUGCAAAGGCUGGCACAUCGCCAAGCAUCGAGCCCACGGCAGCAGACGACUGGGCAGAUAUGACAGUUGACAACAAAACUGGCACUGCUGCCGUACUAGAAUCACUUCAACCGCCUGCUAGCACGCAGCAUCAGAGCCCCGCGAUUGAGGUGGUACCCGAAGUCGACAUCAUACCUCGUCCCGAGGAACUACUUCUCAAGCCACCUUACCAUCUCACCGUUCGCGACUUGAACUCAUCGUGCAUCGAAGUUCAAUGCAGUCAUAGUCCAACAUUGCAGUUUCUAUCAGACUACUUGAAGAAAUGGGCUAGGACGAACUACAACCUCACAAACAGGCCGCCGCUGGCCGAAAUUAAGCUACACCAAUCUGCAUUUGGCCUUGGCAUUGUAUACGACCGUCUGACUGUUACCGUAGAGUCGCGACACACAACGCAGCAGAUCUCGCCAACCCUUCUUCUCGCCAUGGUCGAGGGUGUACUAGGUUACAAGAGCAUGUCAAGCGAAGGCCGCUUCUGGACCUUCAGGAAAGACAUAGAAUUCAAGAGCAGCCGUUACUAGACCUAGACCUGAAGGAAGGCUUUUGAAAACACCUCGAGUUACGAGUUGUGUAUGCCGACGCAGUUAUGAAUACGAGUGUCAUAGCAUUACUUCUAUCCAGCAAGCAGUCAACAAGUUCGAUCAAGGAUGCAGUCACGCUCCAAGUGGACAUACGCAAUGAACGAUAUCAGAGUAGGAUAUACAUAUAUUGAACAAGAAAUGUUAAUACCAAUUAACCCAACGCCUAUACAAAUCUCUCUCUCUCUCUCUCUCUCUCUCUCUCUCUCUCUCUCUCUCUCUCUCUCUCUCUCUC